AUGGGCCCCACCAAAAUAAAAACAGUAUUUAAGAAAUAAGAAUGAAAAUACUUGGGCGUCCCUGUCAAGGGAGUAAAUAUAAAUGGAUGAAGACGACGGGGAAAAAAGUCUUCGCCGGAGCUUUGAAAAUCCGCCACAAACUUACGAGGAAAGGUUAAAAUCCAAAGGAUCUUGCUCUUCAACUUUCUACGAAGGUUUCACUACUCUUAAACCUCCAAAAGACCCCACCGGAAACUUUCCAUUUCCUUUUCUACCGGAAGCUCUGGAUUCAGCCUUCAUUCAACGCUUUAUUCAGUUCACCACGAGUUGAGGGAGCCAUUGGCAACUCGUUUGCAGCAAUCGAAGCCCAACGGAUAAGCGCCUCGUUGAUAAUCAAUCAAUGACUGGUAAAGCAGACAAGGUCUACGUUGCUAUCGGGAAUGAUCUUCACGAUGGAUUUAAGACAUUGGGGUGGACUCUUGGGAAAUGGAAGUCUCAACCGAUUUCAAUUGUGAUUCUUCACAUCGCCUAUACCAAUUCCCAGGAAUAUGUCUACACUCCAUUCGGAAAGCUCCCUGCGAGUUCUGUAAGUGAAGACAAAGUGAAAGUUCUGAGAAAAUAUGAGCAGGAAAAGAUCGAUAAGCUACUUUCUAAAUAUGUAGAUUUUUGUGGCAAGGUAAAAGCCGAAAUACUCAAGGUUGAGAAAUCUGAUGAACCUAUUCAUAGGUUCCUGGUUGACUUGAUUUCAGAAUUGGGAAUCACCAAUUUAGUCAUUGGUUUUACGUUUAUGAAAUCUUCAUCUUGGAAAUCAAAGAAUGCAAUUAGUGGAUCAUUUUACAUUUACAGAAACAAGGCCAAUUCUUGUGAGUUGUUUGUAAUAUGGGGAGGAAAACAGGUAUUUCUCAGAGAUGAAAGAAUCAUGGAAGAUGAUAAAGGUGUAAGGAUCUCUAAAAUCAGCAGCAAGCAUUCAUUCAAAGACUGGCUGGGAAAGAUGUUCAUGGAAGAUCCAAUCUAUUCCACAGAGAGGAUGUUGAGUCUCUCGUCUUCUUCACCAAGUAGUUCAAAUUCCUUGAGUUCUCGAAAUUAUUGGGACAAUAAUAUCCAUGAACUAGAGAACUACUACGAGGAAUUACUAUCGUUGAAUUUGCAGGAAGAAAAAGACUGCGAGCAGGAUCAAGAGGAUGUUCUUGAAACUUCAAGUUCAACCCAGUUCAAUAUUCUGGAUCAUCCUGAUUCAGAUAUGAAUACUGAGGAAAGCAUUGAGCAUCUUAGGACUAAAAUAGAGGAAGCUCGCAAGACCAUCCAGUUGAUGAAAGAUGAAGCAAAGGGUAGUGCUGAAAGGCAAGCUAAAGCAGAGUGGGCCAUUAAUCUGUGCAGUCAGCGGACCGAAGAGCUUGAAGCACAGAUAAAAGAAGAGGUUACAAUUAGGGAAGAGUUGCAGAAAGAAUUAGACCCUGCCAAAGAAUGCAUUCUUGAAAUAGUACGUGAUAUCGAGGAAAGCAAGAACAGAUUAAGUUCACUUCUCGAACUGCAAGCUGAGCUAUCAAGGAAGCUCCAAAUUUCCACUGCAGGAAAAUCGCGUAUAGAAGCUCAAUUGGAGAAGACAGCGAAAACAAAAGAAGGGAUGGUGAGAGAAAUCGAGGAGCUGAGGAGACAAAGAGACAUUCUUAACCGGAGAAUUGAGUUCUGCAAAGAGAAAGAUGCCAUUGGAAUGGCUGAAAGGUCGAGUGAAGUGACUUGCAGUACAAGAGUUUACACGGCUGAAGAGAUCAGAUUAGCCACCGAGGGCUUUUCAGAACAAAUGAGAUUGAGUUCCCGGGUGUACAGAGGACGUAUCAACCAUAAUUCAAUUGCAAUCCAAAUGAUCGACUCAGGAAAUUGUCUGUCAGAAGAAGAUUUUCAAUCUAAGGUGGAGCUUUUAAGCCAUAUCCGUCACCCUCAUCUGAUUGCCAUGAUGGGAUUCUGCUCCGAGCUCAAAUGUAUUGUCUUUGAUUACAUGCAUAAUGGUAGUUUGAGUGACAGACUACUUCCAACGAACAAAAGAUCCAGGAAAAUACGCCGCCCUCUCAUGUGGCAUGACAGAAUCCGUAUAGCAUCAGAGGUAUGCUCGGGCCUGAGCUUCCUUCACCAGGCUCAACCUCAGCCCAUUUCUCAUGGCAACCUCACCCUCUCCAAAAUUCUCCUGGACCAAAACCUUGUCGCCAAAGUCACUGGUUUUGGGCUCGCCGAAUUGGAUGAAGCUGGUGGUAUUGCGUUGGACAUCCAGGCUUUUGGGGCUCUGCUGCUACAUCUGGUAACUGGGAGGAAUUGGACAGGGCUGAUUGAGAAGGCACUGACGAUGGGAAAGGUUGGUAUUGUCCAGAUUUUAGACGACGAGGCUGGACAGUGGCCGUUGGACUUGGUUGAUGGGCUAGUUGAUCUGGCUUUGAGAUGCGUAACCCCAAAUGGUUUAAAUUCAGAGCUUAACUUGGCGACAGCCAUGGAGGAGAUCGAUGAGAUCAAGGCGAAAGCAGAUGAUCUAGUGGGAAACGAAGGUGCAAAUGCAACUAAUGAGGAUGUAGAUGAUGUGCCAAGAAUCUUCAUCUGUCCCAUUUUGCAGGAAGUGAUGAAGAACCCACAUGUGGCAGCAGAUGGGUUCUCGUACGAGUUAGAGGCCAUAGAAAAAUGGAUAAUUGCAGGACACGAUACAUCACCAAUGACCAACUUGAGGUUACAGCAUCCUUAUCUCACCCCUAAUCACACACUUCGCUCUCUCAUUCAAGACUGGCAAAAUGAGACCUCAAAUCUUUACACUUUAGAUUUAGCGACUGAUAGUUGAAUGUAUACUUGAAAAUAGACUGAUAGUUUGUCCCAUUUUCUUU
Messenger RNA from Cucurbita pepo subsp. pepo (vegetable marrow), 2840 nucleotides. RefSeq names its product U-box domain-containing protein kinase family protein. Gene Ontology annotation, biological process: protein phosphorylation; protein ubiquitination. Gene Ontology annotation, molecular function: protein kinase activity; ATP binding; ubiquitin-protein transferase activity. The record is from RefSeq and is a predicted model, not a curated record. NCBI's taxonomy places the organism in Eukaryota, Viridiplantae, Streptophyta, Magnoliopsida, Cucurbitales, Cucurbitaceae.